CUUUCUAACUGACACUUGACGUUGCCAUUUUGACUCCGUUUCUUCCUGAACUUUUUUAAGCUUUCGCGACUUUCAUCGGAAUCGUGAAUAAAACAACAUGGGUGCCUGUUUGGCAUUGAGUUCCCUAGCCAGUUGUGCGUCCUGUUUGUGCGGCUCGGCCCCCUGCCUCCUGUCAUCAUGCUGCCCGUCAACGUACAACUCCACCAUGAGCCGGCUGGCCUUCUCCUUCCUGCUGCUGCUCGGGACCCUGGUGUCUGUCAUUAUGAUUCUCCCAGGCAUGGAGGAACAUCUGAAACAGAUUCCAGGAUUCUGUGUUGGUGGCACAUCCAUACCUGGCGUACAGAACAAGGUGAACUGUGACAUCAUUGUCGGCUACAAGUCUGUGUACCGCAUGUGCUUCGCCAUGGCCUGCUUCUUCGCCCUGUUCUGCAUCAUCAUGAUCCGAGUGCGCAGCAGCAAGGACCCCCGAGCCGCCAUCCAAAAUGGUUUCUGGUUCUUCAAGUUCCUGGUGCUGGUUGGCAUAACUGUGGGAGCGUUCUUCAUUCCAGAUGGCAUCUUUAACACAGUGUGGUAUUACUUUGGCGUGGUGGGCUCCUUCAUCUUCAUCCUGAUCCAGCUCAUCCUGCUGGUGGACUUCGCCCAUUCCUGGAACCAGUCCUGGUUGGAGAAGGCAGAGAACGGGAACCCCAAGUGCUGGUUUGCAGCUCUGCUGUCCUUCACCAUCUUCAACUAUGUCGCCGCUUUCGCCGCUGUCGUGCUCUUCUACGUGUUUUACACCCAACCCAACGACUGCACCGAGCACAAAGUCUUCAUCAGCCUCAACUUCAUAUUCUGCAUCAUUGUGUCCGUCGUGUCCAUUCUGCCCAAAGUUCAGGAGGCUCAGCCCAGCUCAGGCCUGCUCCAGGCCUCCCUCAUCUCCCUCUACACCAUGUACCUCACCUGGUCAGCCAUGAGCAACAACCCCAACCGGCAGUGUAACCCAAGUCUACUGAGUUUGGUCCAGCCUGUUGGUCCACCUCCAACUCCAGCGCCAGGACCCGCCCCUCCUACCCCAGCCCCUUCAAACGUGCAGUGGUGGGACGCGCAGGGCAUCGUGGGACUGACCAUUUUCUUGUUCUGUACUCUUUAUGCCAGCAUCCGCUCCUCCAACAACAGCCAGGUGAACAAGCUGAUGCAGACCGAGGAGGUCCAGGGUCUGACCGCUGAGUACACAGCCGCGGCGGGGGAGGAAGGAGUCCGGCGGGCCAUGGACAACGAAGAGGAGGGAGUCACCUACAGCUACUCCUUCUUCCACUUCAGCCUCUUUCUGGCCUCCCUCUACAUCAUGAUGACCCUCACCAACUGGUUCAUGCCCGACACCGACUACCAGGUCAUGCAGAGCAGCAUGCCGGCCGUGUGGGUGAAGAUCAGCUCCAGCUGGCUCGGCUUGGCCCUGUACCUCUGGACCCUGGUGGCCCCGCUGGUGCUCCCCGACAGAGACUUCAGCUGAAAACAUCUGUACGUGUGGCCGCUAGCCUCUUGCUGUUUGCACCUUGAAGAAAGAUAGCUUUAGCUUCAAGUUGAUCUGCUUGAUUGUUUGAUUUGCUUGCGACUCCACCUUUAAAAUUGGAAAAUGAAAUGGUGAUACGCCUCGUUUUUGACGUGAAGCCAUCGCAUGUGAUGCCUUUAAUGUCAUUUUUUUGUGGCUCAAAUUGAAAUUUGCCGUUUGGCAGCAACAUGGGAUUGUUUGUGUUGACCUUUAAUCACACAUUCCAGUUUUUCCCCAUCAGGUUAUUCUUUCCUCCGCUGUUACAAAUAUUCUGAUUGAGAGCACUACAUGUCUUUAUGGGACAAGACCAAAUGAAACCUAAAAUGUCCUGCUGGGGAAGAGAUGUUUUGGCUUUGUUUGUCUGCAUUUACGUUUAGUUGUUUGUACUUUUUUAUUGUUCAUUUUAAAUCAGUUUGGUUUCAUAGAAAGGUGUCCACAUUUUAUAUAUAACAGUGCCUUAUUAUAUUCUGCACACAAGUUAUUCAAUAUCCUAAAAGUUGAGUUAUCAGUAUGAAGUUACUCCUCAAUAAACUGUAUGCUCAUACUAAA
Messenger RNA from Micropterus salmoides (largemouth bass), 2077 nucleotides. It is a transcript of the gene serinc2, whose product is annotated as serine incorporator 2. Gene Ontology annotation, cellular component: membrane. Bases 98 to 1489 code for a protein of 463 amino acids. The record is from RefSeq and is a predicted model, not a curated record. The transcript is spliced from 10 exons. Lineage: Eukaryota; Metazoa; Chordata; Actinopteri; Centrarchiformes; Centrarchidae.